UUUACAAGUUAAUUAUAUUCUUUUUAAUUUUUAAAUGCUGCGUAACUGCGUGAUCCGGGGAUUGGCUCGGAGUCGCCACCAGUCGAGGCACGCACACAACGCCAGCACCGAUAUCUACGAUGUGGUUGUCAUUGGCGGCGGACAUGCCGGCACUGAGGCCUCUGCAGCCGCGGCUCGGAUGGGUGCGCGCACGUUGCUGCUGACACACAAGCUGGAGACCAUUGGCGAGAUGUCCUGCAAUCCCUCGUUUGGCGGCAUAGGAAAGGGCCACUUGAUGCGAGAGGUGGAUGCCCUGGACGGAGUCUGUGGGCGUUGCUGCGAUGUGUCUGGAGUGCACUACAAAGUGCUCAACAAGCGACGCGGACCGGCAGUGUGGGGGCCGCGGGCACAGAUCGACCGGCAGCUGUACAAGAAAGCUGUUCAGAAGGAGCUGCAUAGCACGCCGAACCUGGAGAUCAGAGCGUCGGCUGUGGACAACAUCCUCAUAGAAGAUGAGCAGCAGCAGCACAAAAGACGUUGUGCUGGCGUUGUGUUGGCCAAUGGAGAAGUGGUUCACAGUCGAGCGGUUGUGCUCACAACCGGAACAUUCUUAAGGGCACACAUCAACAUUGGACUGGAGGUGAGACCGGCUGGUCGUAUGGGCGAUGCUCCAGCAAAAGCCUUGGGCGAGGCCAUAGACAGACUGGGCUUCCGCAUGGGACGCCUCAAGACAGGAACGCCGCCAAGGAUAGCCAAGAGCAGCGUCGACUACAGCCAACUGGAGAGGCACGACGGAGAUGAUCCACCGAUGCCAUUUUCAUUUCUCAACAACCAAGUGUGGCUACCAGCCAAGGAGCAGCUGCCGUGCCAUCUCACCUACACGACGCCGCUGGUCAACGACAUUGUGAGGAAUAAUCUCCACGUGAAUCGUCACGUAACCGAGGAGAUAACAGGGCCUCGCUAUUGCCCCUCCAUCGAGUCGAAGAUUCUACGCUUUGGCGCAAGAGUACAUCAAGUCUGGCUAGAGCCGGAGGGCCUGGAUAGCCCCUUGGUGUAUCCACAGGGAAUUUCCUGCACAUUGCCCCAUGAGCAGCAAGUGGAGCUGGUGCACGCCAUCAAGGGCCUGGAGCAUGCUGAGGUGGUGCAACCCGGUUACGGUGUGGAAUACGACUUCAUUGAUCCCCGCGAGCUGUUCCCCACGCUGGAGACAAAGCGGGUGCCUGGUCUCUUCUUUGCUGGCCAGAUAAACGGCACCACGGGCUACGAGGAGGCAGCUGCUCAGGGCAUCGUGGCUGGUGCGAAUGCAGCGGGCAAAACGCGCCACGCAGACGGAAGGCAGCUUACAAUUAGUCGAACUGAAGGCUACAUCGGUGUCCUCGUGGACGAUCUAACAUCUCUGGGCACCAAUGAGCCCUACCGCAUGUUCACCAGUCGGGCCGAGUUCCGACUGUCUCUGCGGCCUGACAACGCCGACAUGCGGCUUACCAGUAAAGGCUAUGAAUAUGGUCUGGUCUCGGAGCAUCGUUUCCGGCACUUCAAGCAAGCGGAGGAGAGACUACAGUCCGGAAUGGAGGCGUUAAGGAAACUCAGCAAACACAGCAAUUACUGGCGGCAGUCGCUGGACCUGCCCACGUCCAAAGCCUCUGUGGAAAAGACUGCCUUCGAGAUGCUUGCCAUACCAGCCGACAACAUCACGGUGGAUAAGCUCAUCAAUCUGUUCCCAACGGAGCUGACUUGGAUGCGCGACGACACCAACCUCGCCGAGAGGCUAAAGAUAGAGGCCCUGUACUCGUUCUUUGUUGAGGAACAACAACGGGACGUGGAGGAUGUGCGCCGGGAAGAGCGACUGGCCAUUCCCGCUGACAUUGACUACUUCUCCAAGGUGCUGAGUCUCUCGAACGAGGAGCGCCAGAAGCUGAGCCUCAUUCAGCCACAGACCAUCGCUGCUGCCAGUCGGAUCCAAGGUGUCACCCCGUCCACAAUCGUGCGGAUAAUGAAGUACGUGAAGAAGGCAGACGUUGCCAAGGCAUAGGAAAAUAUAAGCUAAUUGUUAGAUACAUAUGUAUGUACAUAAGUGUUAAUAAAUUUACAUAUAA
This is a messenger RNA of Drosophila subobscura, 2075 nucleotides long. RefSeq names its product protein MTO1 homolog, mitochondrial-like. Gene Ontology annotation, molecular function: flavin adenine dinucleotide binding. Bases 35 to 2011 code for a protein of 658 amino acids. Lineage: Eukaryota; Metazoa; Arthropoda; Insecta; Diptera; Drosophilidae. Gene Ontology annotation, cellular component: cytosol. Gene Ontology annotation, biological process: tRNA methylation; tRNA wobble uridine modification. The record is from RefSeq and is a predicted model, not a curated record. The transcript has a single exon.